This is a messenger RNA of Cryptotermes secundus, 1483 nucleotides long. RefSeq names its product acetyl-CoA acetyltransferase, mitochondrial (gene Acat1). The record is from RefSeq and is a predicted model, not a curated record. Gene Ontology annotation, biological process: fatty acid beta-oxidation. NCBI's taxonomy places the organism in Eukaryota, Metazoa, Arthropoda, Insecta, Blattodea, Kalotermitidae. Gene Ontology annotation, molecular function: acetyl-CoA C-acetyltransferase activity.
GCAAGCCUGAUGUUGUGGUAGUCGAGGAUGAAGAGUACAAACGAGUCAGCUUUGACAAAUUCAAGAAACUCUCCACUGUGUUCCAAAAGGAGAAUGGAACUGUUACAGCAGGCAAUGCUUCCGCUCUGAAUGAUGCCGCAGCAGCUCUGGUGCUGAUGACAUCACAGGCGGCUGAACGACUCGGCUGUAGGCCUCUAGCUCGUGUUGUGGGCUUCCAGGAUGCGGCCACAGAGCCCAUUGACUUCCCUCUUGCCCCAGUGCUCGCAGUACCCAAGCUACUGGGCACCUUUGGCUUGAAGAAAGAUGAUGUGGCACUAUGGGAAGUGAAUGAGGCAUUCAGUGUUGUCAUGUUGGCAUUCUUGAAGUCUUUGGAUAUUGAUGUAAAGAAGACAAAUGUCCAUGGGGGAGCGGUGAGCUUGGGGCACCCCAUAGGGAUGUCUGGGGCACGCAUUGUUCUGCAUUUGAUGCAUGCCCUAAAGCCUGGGCAGCUGGGCGUUGCUGCCAUCUGCAAUGGUGGAGGUGGGGCAUCUUCCAUAUUGAUAGAGAAGCUGUAAGUCAGUGCAGUGGUGAAGCUCAUCUCUGUGAACCAGGGUAUGUUGUAGCUUGUGUAGACGGCCUUAUGGAAGAACAGUCCUGUGUUACUACAUCUGAAUUUCCUUCUGGCAUGUGAAUACUGGAAGUAUGUUGAAAGUAGAAUCUAAUGACUUUGUUACGAUGAUAUAAUUGUCUACGCCGCUGAUGAUGCACCUUUGUUCGCACAGUAGAUGGAGCGUAAGACUGCCCACAUUACAUUGUUAUAUAUUGUUAAUGGAGUCACUGAAUUUCUUAAGAAAUGAGUAAAUAUAUUUUAAUAGAAAACAACACCUUUCUGAUCUGUUUCCAUGCCACAGCUUUCAUGUAACUAUUGUCAUAGGUUUGUUGAUUGCUAUGUUGAUGUGAACUUUAUCUGAUGCUCAAAUUUUGUUUCCCUGUAAAGGUGGGAACCUGUGUGGAAAAAUUAUUGCAAAUAACAGAUAAGUUAAGAGGUCAAACAGUGGAGCUGCAAGGAUGAUCGUAUGUUCAGAUCUCAGCCCAUUGAUUGCUGUCGUGACUGUGCUCUUGCUGUGACUAUGGGUUGUGACACCACGUGUGUUGUAGCUGGAUGCCAAAAUUUCAGAGGAACGUGCCAACUUCCAUAAUCAGAAUUGAAGAGAAUGUGGUGAGGAUGUCAGAUUGUACAGGGAGGUUGCUAGGAACAUGGUGAAAUAGAUCCAUGAAGAUGGGGACUACUUGUUUCUCCAAAAUGUCAGCAUCCACUUACAGUGCUGCGUGGUGUUACAGUCCAGAACACGCCAGUCUGAACAACUGCCAUCACGAAAACCAGAAAAGUUGUGACUCAGGUAAUACCAUAAUUAAGGUCACAUUCACCUCGAUACACAUUUGUACGUACAGUUUAUGUUCAUCUCAUCAUCUUGUUCAGCACAAUAGAACUUCUGCAUUUCAA